Messenger RNA from Entrophospora sp. SA101, 1647 nucleotides. The record is from the annotation of a GenBank genome assembly. NCBI's taxonomy places the organism in Eukaryota, Fungi, Glomeromycota, Glomeromycetes, Entrophosporales, Entrophosporaceae.
AUGGAUAUAAUGCAAGACUAUCUUGAAUGGAGAGAAUACAUUUAUCUUAGAUUGGACGGUCAAACAAAACCAGAAGAACGUACUGAUCUUUUAGGGAAAUUCAGUGAUCCUGCUUCACCUUAUUCCAUCUUCAUGUUAAUUAAAGUUCUACGAUUGAUUUCACAAAAAUCAAUCGAAGAAAAUAUUUUAGCACGUGCUCAAUUCAAACUUGAUAUUGAUGGGAAGGUGAUCCAAGCAGGAAAAUUUGAUCAUAAAAGUACUGCUCAAGAACGUGAAGCAUAUUUGGUAUGUGGAGAUAAUGAUGAAACAAAUGAAGUUCUUGAUAAUGAAGUUCUUGAUAAUGAUGAAAUUAAUGAAAUUUUGGCACGCAGUGAUGACGAAAUAAGGAUCUUUAGAGAGAUUGAUGAUGAGAGAGAAAAAAACGAAGAAAAAGAAUGGCUAAGCUCAGGAAAUAGUAAUAUUAGGAAAAGUAGAUUAGUUGAAGAACAUGAAUUACCUCCUUUGUAUUUAGCAGAAUAUCAAGAAAUUAGAUCUGAAAAUGUUGAAGAAUAUGGCAGAGGACAAAGACAGCGAAAAGAAGUUUUCUAUGAUGAUGGUUUGACUGAAGAUCAAUACUUGAAGGCACUUGAAAAGAACUUGGAUGUGACGGAUUUAAUUACUAAAAAGAAAAAAGCAUACCUUGAAAAAAAAAGUAAGGGAAAAGAAGUUGCCGAUGAUUUUGAUUUGGAAGAGGAGCAAGAAGAUGAGGAACAGGAAGAUGGAUUGAAAGUAAAAAAACAUAAUCAAAGGGACAGAAAAGGAAAACGUAAAGCAGAAGAUAUGGAAUCAGGAGAUGAAAAGCCAAAAAAGAUUAGUAGCAAGAAAUAUAGGAGAAAAAGAAUGGAAAUGAAAAUUAGUGAUGAGGAUGGUAAUGAAAUUAAAGGGAAUAACAGCAAUGUAGCAAGCAGUAGUAAUAAUUAUUCACGAAGAUUAAAACAAAAAUUUACUGAUUCUGGAUCUUCUACUACACCGAGUUCUUCUCUGUUUCAUCAAUGUAUUGUUCAUCUUGAAAGCUUUAUCGAUAACUCGGAUGAAAAACCACGAAAAAGAGCCGAGUUGUUUCUUGAUCUUCCUAAUAGAAGAGAAUACCCAUCUUAUUAUAAAGCAAUCAAGAAACCAGUAUCUCUUAAUCUUUUACGUAAACGUAUUAAUCGUGGACAUUACAAAUCUUAUGAUGAAUUUUUCAAUGACAUGAUUUUAAUGUUUGAUAAUGCUCGUACUUUUAACGAGGAUGAAUCUGAAAUCUACCAAGAUGCUAAUAUUUUACAACAAACACAAUCGACUAAACUUCUCACCAGUUAUCAAACUUUAAAUAAUGAUUUAGCGGUGAAGAUACCUUAUUAUUAUCACUUUCGAAACUUCACGAAUUCUAAAGGUGCAUGUGAAGGAUCUUUAGCAUGUUCAACAUGUCAUGUUAUUGUUGAUCCUGAAUAUUAUAAUAAAUUAGAGGAACCCACAGACGAAGAAAAUGAUAUGUUAGAUUUGGCAUUUGGUUUAACAGAAACGCUAGGGUGUCAAAUAGUUAUGAAGAAAGAAUUGGAUGGAAUAACCGUAACAAUACCUUCAGCAACAAGAAAUGUAAGAUUAGAAGGAUCAAAAUUGUCAUAA